UGCGCGCCGCCUCUCCGCCGGCGCGUGCACGAGCGUCGGCAAAGCCGUCCGCCGCCGCUCUGCAGGCGCGCAGUGCCCUCCGCAAACUUCGACGAGCUGUAACCUUCCCCGAGGAAACCAAACGUGCCCCCAAAACCCCGUUUGUUUUUCGGGUUGCGUCCUCUGUUCGGUUCGAACGAGGCUAUAAAAUGGAAAUCACUUCGGUUGAAAUAUUCAAAGAAGACAAUAAGUGCCUCCUUGAAGACUGCCCGGGGAAUUCUUCCGCCUGGAUGUCCGGAUACUCCGAGAGCCGCAACGUGAGCCAGGAUGAUAACUGGGAGCCGGAAGGCAUGUCGCCCAUCAUCCCCAUCAUCACCGCAGUCUACUCCGUGGUGUUUGUGGUCGGCUUGUUGGGCAACUGCCUCGUCAUGUAUGUGAUCAUCAGGUACACAAAGAUGAAGACCGCCACCAACAUUUACAUUUUCAACCUGGCUCUCGCCGAUGCACUGGUCACCACCACGAUGCCCUUCCAGAGCACGGACUACCUGCUCAACACCUGGCCCUUCGGCGAGGUGGUCUGCAAGGUCUUCAUCUCCAUCGACUACUACAACAUGUUCACCAGCAUCUUCACCCUCACCAUGAUGAGCGUGGAUCGCUACGUGGCCGUGUGCCACCCGGUGAAGGCCCUGGACUUCCGCACCCCGGUCAAGGCCAAGAUGAUCAACGUGUGCAUCUGGAUCCUGUCGUCGGCGGCGGGCAUACCUGCUUUCGUCCUGGGGGGCACCCAGACGAAGAGCGACAUAACCGAGUGCGCCCUGCAGUUCCCCGAGCCGUACGUGUACUGGGACACGCUGAUGAAGAUCUGCGUGUUUGUCUUCGCCUUCGUCGUGCCCGUGCUCAUCAUCACCGUGUGCUACUCCCUCAUGGUCCUGAGGCUGAAGAGCGUCCGGAUGCUGUCCGGCUCGAGGGAAAAAGACCGCAACCUGCGGCGGAUCACGCGGCUGGUGGUGGUGGUGGUGGCCGUGUUCGUGGUCUGCUGGACGCCCAUUCACAUCUUCAUCCUGGUCAAGGCGCUGGCCAGCGUGCCCGAAACCACCGCCAUCAUGGCCGCCUACUUCUUCUGCGUGGCUCUGGGCUACACAAACAGCAGCCUGAACCCCGUCCUGUACGCCUUCCUGGAUGAGAACUUCAAGCGCUGCUUCAAGGACUUCUGCGUCUCGGCGAAGCUGCGGGGGGGGGAGAAGGUGUCGGGCAGCAGGAGGAACCCCAGCGGGCGGGAAGCCGGCGUCCCCCUGGGGAACCCGCAGGGCGCCACGAAGCCGACGUGACUAGCGGUGGAACUGUCUUCCAUCUCUUACAUUGGAAAAGAGGACUCGCGUGACCUUGGCCUAACCCAUGUCACAUCAGCAGUGUAGCGUUGGUCUUUGUUGCCGUUCAUUCUUUCCGUUAUCACUCACUGUUUUUAUCCCGUGCCCACAUUAAACGACGCAACGCUCGGAUUCGUGUUAUUUUCCUCAUGAUUGUGUGUUGAGAUGGAAGACCAAAUGUUUGUCUUCAACAGUGUCCAUAUCACACAAGACGUAAUUUCCAAAGAAAAUUGUUUUAUUUAAUGUGAAAAAAGAAGAUGGUCACAUGAUUGGCUUCUUCUCACAGUGUACUUAUUACAUCAGUGUGUUUAUGGUCAUAUGCUCAUUUAGUUUCCUGCUUCCUUUCUCACAUUCUGUGUAUUCCUGUCAAACCUGAUUGCCUUCAACAGUCCAGGAUAGCGGAUGUUUGUAACAGAGAAAUAAUUAUUUUAGUAAUUAUUAGUAAGUGGGGGUCAAACAGCAACUGUUUGUUCGAGUACAGCUAACUAGUCAGGGGUGGCUGACACCCCCAUAUGUGCCAUGAUACUUUGGAUUUCUGUGUUUAAAUUGUGCUGAUUGACCACAAGGUGAAAGAACUGACCUCGUGGUUAGAAAAAAAAUCAAAAGGUUUAGAAUUUAUCGAUGCGAAAAGUUGGAAAUCCUGGACAUAUAUGUGCAUUUAAAAAUUUGACAGAGGGCUCUCUAACAGCUUUGGCUCUGGAGUUGUGUCCAGUUUGAUAAGUUGUUCAAUUUGUGUUAUAUAAUUCAAUCACAUGUGCUUUGUGUGGCUUUUUACUAUAAUACACAUAGUCUUACUGAAAUACUAUUAUUGUAAGGAAAUGUUCUCAUCAGUGCAAUCUGAAAACUAAAAAUAUAAAUAGCUGUUUAAACAAGUGGGUUGAAUACUGUUUAUUCUGAAAACUGUUUUUAGUAUAGAUAACAGAAAAACUUCAUUGAAAUAUAUCGUGUUUGUAGCAUGUCGAUCAUCAUUGCUACAAUGGAAUCAAGCUCGAUGGGCUGCACUGUUUGAAUGUACUGCAAAUAGACUGUCUUAUAUUAACGAACGUUUGUACAGCUUUACAGGUCAGCGACGUAAAUCAGAAGUAAAAUACAUUUAAAAAAAAUCUGUCUUUACUUUCGUGUCCCCUGAGCCAGAGCUUUGUGGGUUUUUCAUGUUUAAUUGUUAAAAUAGAUUAAAGCACAGAGGUUGUGCUACUCGACAACAAAAUAAGAGACAUUGUUUAAAGAAACUACACUAGGACCAAGACCUCAUUGCUUUCUCUUCGGUCUCUUUAAAAUCUUCUGCUGCUGUAUAUUGGCUUUGGACGCUGAACAGCAGCCGUAUUAAUGAAUAACAUAACCGCUCCAAGCCCUAAAUACUGAAGCAAGCUUAACAAACGUUGAUUUUCUUCUCGCAGUUACACCUCAACUUGUUGUCGGUUUGGUAAAUUCUCUGUAAUAUUUGACUGUGAUACUUUAGAUGCUGCCAGAAUUGUAUUUCUAUGUUGGCACUACGUCAUUACUUAAUAUAUAUAUAUUAAUAUUUUGUUUGAAAAUAAAACGCUGUCUC
Pungitius pungitius (ninespine stickleback) is the source of this 2895-nucleotide messenger RNA. Its product is annotated as delta-type opioid receptor-like. Gene Ontology annotation, biological process: neuropeptide signaling pathway; sensory perception of pain; G protein-coupled opioid receptor signaling pathway. Lineage: Eukaryota; Metazoa; Chordata; Actinopteri; Perciformes; Gasterosteidae. Gene Ontology annotation, cellular component: plasma membrane; neuron projection. The transcript is spliced from 4 exons. Bases 189 to 1307 code for a protein of 372 amino acids. The record is from RefSeq and is a predicted model, not a curated record. Gene Ontology annotation, molecular function: neuropeptide binding; dynorphin receptor activity.